GUUGAUGAUGGUAGUAUUCACUGAAGUUUUUGCACCAGAUAACUCUCUGUCACCUAGAAGUCUGACAAAUAUGAAUCUUUCCACAAUUCUUCCCAUCCAUCUCUCCUAGUAAUAUCAGCAAGUGUCCUCAAAUACUUAGCCUGCAAUGGCCGCUCUCGAGUGAAAAAGUUGAUCUGCAGAAUGUUCUCAGCACAUUCACACUUAAGGCGCCAUCUUCAAGCCCAGAAUUCUCUAAACGCGAAGUCACUUCGUAUACGAAAGGCCCUGCACAUACUAUCAGAAUUGCAUGGAAAGCAUUUAUACCUAUAUCGUGCCGUAUGCAACUAUUGUUGGGCCGUCAAGAAUAGGGAGAAUUUUGUCGUGAAGCAAUCUUCUGUUAGCCAUGACCAAUAUGUGGUUUACAUUAAUCUGUCCGAGCACGCUGCGAAAGGCUAUCCAAAGAGGUCGACUGUCGCAGAUGUCAUCGACACUUUUCCCAAAGAGGACGUCAACUCCUGCACUCCUCCGUGAAAGAUGUUAUGAAUCUGUUUGAGAAGGAUUCACUCAGUACAGGAUCCGCCGUGUGUGGAGACCCGAAACGGGACAACAAGCAGCGGAAGACAAAAAGCAAGUACAUGUUUGAUAAUGCGUUGAGGAUGGUGGUUGGCUUAUCAGUUGCGGUGGACUUUAGCCUAUACCCAUCGGUCUGUGUUGAGGCGGAUCACGAAGCGCUGGCGACAAAGAAAGAUUCUUAAUUGUCUCCGCAUGAUUUGGGACAAUAAUCUCAGUUAUCUCGAUUUAAAAGUUUCAAAACAAGCGGUCAAAAUCAUAAAAUCUGGAC
Messenger RNA from Aspergillus ruber CBS 135680, 820 nucleotides. RefSeq lists its product as uncharacterized. The transcript is spliced from 3 exons. Lineage: Eukaryota; Fungi; Ascomycota; Eurotiomycetes; Eurotiales; Aspergillaceae. The record is from RefSeq and is a predicted model, not a curated record. The coding region runs from base 181 to 510 and encodes 109 amino acids.